UUUCCCUCUCAUCUCCCUCUCCCUCUCCCACCUCUUGCUUUCUCGCGCUCGCGUUCGUGUCGGCUCGCACGCGAGAUCGGGGGAGGGAGGCGGUGGACUGGUGGUUGGUGCCCGGUCGGCGGCGAGGCUCGGGGCCUAGGGUGGGCUCGGAUCCGCGGCCCAUCCCAUGGGAUCCGAAGGCUUCGUGGCCGCGGCGGCCGCUUGCCCGGCCGCCGCCGAGGCCUUCGCCAAGUACUACGGUAUUGUGUCAGGAGGUACAAAUGCGAAGGCAAGGCAAGGAUUGGUUGAGCUUUCACAAGCUAUAGAUGGAAUUGAAGGAAUGAGAGAUGCGAUAUUUGCAGAUAUCCCAAAUCUGAUGCCAUUUAUUGAUUUGGAGGAUACAUGCCUAUUCAGUUGCUUCUACGACUUUGUCUUCUUCAUCUGUCGUGAAAAGGGGCAAAAGAGUGUCACCAUUCAGAGAGCUGUAACAGCUUGGAAGAUUGUUCUAAAUGGAAGGUUCCGGUUGCUUGAUCGAUGGUGUAAUUUUGUUGAGAAGUACCAACGUCACAACAUAUCUGAGGAUACCUGGCAGCAGCUGCUAGCUUUCAGCAGGUGUGUAAAUGAAGACCUGGAAGGUUAUGACCCGCGAGGUGCUUGGCCUGUUAUGAUUGAUGAUUUUGUGGAGCAAAUGCACAGAAUUUAUCACUCCACCGACUGCAGCAGUGCUAUGGAAUCACAAUGUACCAUUUCCAGUACAUUUAAAGGACUGGAUCUUCUACCUGGAUCAAAGAGGAAAUGUCCUCUUCACUUUAGGUCCAAUGAGGAGGAUGCAGAGCUUUCAGAUAGUUUUACACGCUCUGUCCAUCUUACACCAAUAAAGCGACUCAAGGAAAGUCAUGGCACUAGUUAUGGAGUGGGGGAAUCCCACAAAGAGGUGAUAUUAUUCUUCUGAGCUUGAAUGAUGCUGUUGUGUCACUCGUGAUGAAGUACCAUGAUGGUGGACUGCAAAUUCUCUUUCUUGAUUAAUGCAAAAGAAACAAGGAAGCUGCACUCUUUAGGAAUCUUAAAGAUGUGUACCGUUGAAACUGAAGAAGGCGAAUGUAGCUGAUCCUGCUUCUUGUUCAACUUUGAAGUGGUAAUCGAAAAACAUCUUCUGUACCCUUGUCAACAGGCUUGCGGUGUCAUUCACUGCAAAAUUCUGUCAAUUAAGAAUUGGACCGAUCAGAGUGAAUAAAAUAUUAUAUUGCUUCAGAAGUUUAUACACCAGCAGUUUUCUUCCUUAUGUUAGAUUAUCAUUGAACAAUUUCUACGCCUUCAUGACCCAUUGGAGCAUAUGGGAGAUAUAUUUUAAUGUCAUGAAUGUGCAAGGAGAUAUUGUUUUCCAA
This is a messenger RNA of Panicum virgatum (switchgrass), 1364 nucleotides long. Its product is annotated as DCN1-like protein. Gene Ontology annotation, biological process: protein neddylation; positive regulation of ubiquitin-protein transferase activity. The transcript has 11 exons. The record is from RefSeq and is a predicted model, not a curated record. Gene Ontology annotation, molecular function: cullin family protein binding; ubiquitin-like protein binding; ubiquitin conjugating enzyme binding. NCBI's taxonomy places the organism in Eukaryota, Viridiplantae, Streptophyta, Magnoliopsida, Poales, Poaceae. The coding region runs from base 167 to 931 and encodes 254 amino acids. Gene Ontology annotation, cellular component: ubiquitin ligase complex.